AUAGCCAAAUCAGCAUCGUGAGUUCGUCACCCGUUAGUCCGUGACUGAGAUUAGUCCACACGUGACCUUCGCUGAGCGCGUCGCUUUCUCCCUAUCGAUCAGCCAUGGCUCUCGACGCUCGGCUCCGCAUCCCCCUCGCCGGACUAACGCCGGCGACGCCUUUCGUCUCGGGAUCCACCCCCAAGCCCGGCAGCCUCUCGUUCGCAAUCAGGCCGGCGUCCGCGUCCCUGUCGGCCUCCUUCAAUGCCCCGUCGUCGUCGUCGCCCCCGCCCAUCGUCGUCGUGGGCUCCGCCAACGCCGACAUCUACGUCGAGGUCGACCGCCUCCCGCUCGUCGGGGAGACGGUGGCGGCGCGCGCCGGCCGCAGCCUCGCGGGCGGGAAGGGCGCCAACCAGGCCGCCUGCGGGGGACGCCUCGCGGCGGGCCCCACCUACCUCGUGGCGCGCGUGGGGAACGACGCCAACGGGCGGCUCCUCGAGGGCGCCCUCGCGGACGCCGGCGGCGUCCGCCUCGACCGCGUCGCGCGCGCGCCCGACGCGCCCUCGGGCCACGCCGUGGUGAUGCUGAUGCCCGACGGGCAGAACUCCAUCAUCAUCGUCGGCGGCGCCAACAUGGAGGGGUGGGCCGCAGGGGUCGGCUCGGACGACCUGGACCUGAUCCGGCAGGCUGGUGUGCUGCUGCUGCAGAGGGAGAUACCCGAUUGGGUCAACGUGCAGGUUGCUCAGGCUGCAAAAGAUGCAGGUGUGCCUGUUAUUUUGGAUGCCGGUGGAAUGGAUGCUCCUGUCCCUGGAGAACUACUCAGCCUGGUGGACAUUUUUAGUCCAAAUGAAACAGAACUUGCACGUUUGACUGGGAUGCUUACAGAAACAUUUGAACAGAUCAGCCGAGCUGCAGGAGCAUGCCAUAAAAUGGGUGUAAAAGAAGUGCUGGUUAAACUCGGAUCACAAGGAUCUGCUUUAUUUAUCGAAGGGAAGGAACCAAUCAGGCAGCCGAUAAUUCCUGCCACAGAAGUUGUUGAUACGACUGGUGCUGGUGACACUUUCACCUCAGCUUUUGCUGUAGCUCUAGUUGAGGGUAAACCUAAGAAAGAGUGCAUGAGAUUUGCUGCUGCUGCUGCAUCUCUGUGUGUUCAAGUAAAGGGAGCCAUACCCAGCAUGCCUGAUCGAAAAUCAGUGAUGGACCUUCUGGAAUCUGUUCAGGUUGAAUAACUGUAGAUCUCAUGAUUGGUUGUCUUCAGCCUCCAUUCAUCCUCAAUAAUGGUUGCGCGGGCAAACUCGACGGAUCCAAUGAAGCUCCCAUAGACCCUCGUUGCCUCAUCUGCUCCCCCCCCCCCCCCCCC
Messenger RNA from Oryza brachyantha (malo sina), 1339 nucleotides. RefSeq names its product ribokinase. The coding region runs from base 105 to 1208 and encodes 367 amino acids. Gene Ontology annotation, biological process: D-ribose metabolic process. Lineage: Eukaryota; Viridiplantae; Streptophyta; Magnoliopsida; Poales; Poaceae. Gene Ontology annotation, molecular function: ribokinase activity. The record is from RefSeq and is a predicted model, not a curated record. The transcript is spliced from 5 exons.